Molecule: messenger RNA, 1353 nt
Organism: Anoplopoma fimbria (sablefish)
Lineage: Eukaryota; Metazoa; Chordata; Actinopteri; Perciformes; Anoplopomatidae
Gene: ccr10
Product: chemokine (C-C motif) receptor 10
Exons: 3
Coding region: 1-1353 (450 amino acids)
Biological process (GO): immune response; G protein-coupled receptor signaling pathway
Cellular component (GO): membrane
Molecular function (GO): G protein-coupled receptor activity
Source: RefSeq, a predicted model, not a curated record
AUGGAGCAGUUGUUAGUAGUGUCCACUCACAGCAAGAAGGGAGGGUAUGGCAAGGUCAGGAAAACACAGAACUGGUUUCAUUGGCUGGAGGUGGUUACGGUUUUGCCCGCAGGCUUGUUUUUAAGAGCGGCAGCUUCUCAAAAUCUCUAUCUGCGACACAAGAAGGCUUAUGACAUGCUUAACACCUCAAACAGCACAGCAAUGGAUCUCAAUAUCCACGACGGCAUCGGCUCUAUCUAUUACGGCUACGACUUUUCAAACUACUCGUGGAAUACAAGUAACGCCACAGACUUCAGCGAAUGGGAUUCUGACUUUUGCGACGCUGAAGAGCAGGAGCACACCAUCAAAACGUUCCAGACUUGCGUCUUCUGCCUGAUCUUCCUGCUGGGCGUGGUGGGGAACUGCCUGGUGAUUGCCACCUUUGCCCUUUACCGCCGCCUCCGGCUCCGCUCCAUGACCGACGUCUUCCUGUUCCACCUGGCGCUGGCCGACCUCCUCCUGAUCCUCACGCUGCCGCUGCAGGCCGUCGACACUUUCGCCUUGAGCACCUCCAUCGCCCUCUACAGGGCCACGCGGGCAUGCUACGCCAUCAACACCUACAGCGGGCUUCUGCUGCUGGCCUGCAUCAGCGUCGACCGCUACAUGGUGGUGGCUCGAGCCCAGGAGAUGCUCAGGCUGCGUGGUCAGAUACUGAUCGGUGGGAAAGUUGCUGCCAUUGGCGUGUGGCUCGUUGCGGUGCUCCUCAGCCUCCCUGAGAUCCUCUACUCUAGGGUGGCAUGGUACGACAGCGAGGCAUACUGCGGCGUAAUAAAAUGCGAAAGAGUCAAAAUGGUCACCAACGGAGCCAUCAUCGCUGUCUUCUGCCUGUCCCUUGUCGUCAUGGUGAUGUCCUACUCUUUGAUAGCGCAAGUGCUGUGGGAAGGGAACGCACUCCGGCGGGGGAAGCAGUGGCACCGGCAGCGCACCUUGAAGCUCAUGGUGGCUCUGGUGCUGGUGUUCCUGGUGUUCCAGCUGCCGUACACGGUGGUGCUGUCACGUAAGAUGGCGGGGCCGUUCUGCAAUCCGCUGCUUGAGUACAUCACCUGCACUUUGGCGUACACCCGCUGCUGCCUCAACCCCAUCCUGUACGCCCUGGUUGGCGUGCGUUUCCGUAACGACGUGCUGAAGCUCAUCCAUGACUCUGGCUGCCAGUGUGGGCUCCAGCUGGCUCCACAGAGUGUGAGCACCAACUCCAUCUCCAUCUCCUCACCUGCUCCGGUGCUCAUGGCUUGCUCGCCAACAUCCCCUGGACGCAGUUACUACGGCAACAAGGACAUGCCCCCCAUCAAAUUUCAGUUUCCCAGCACCAAAUAA